This is a messenger RNA of Trichomonas vaginalis G3, 527 nucleotides long. Its product is annotated as Rev1 BRCT domain protein domain-containing protein. The record is from RefSeq and is a predicted model, not a curated record. Gene Ontology annotation, biological process: error-prone translesion synthesis; error-free translesion synthesis. The transcript has a single exon. Lineage: Eukaryota; Parabasalia; Trichomonadida; Trichomonadidae. Gene Ontology annotation, molecular function: deoxycytidyl transferase activity; DNA-directed DNA polymerase activity. Gene Ontology annotation, cellular component: nucleus. The annotation marks the transcript as partial.
AUGCAAAAAAAGUUCAUCCAGGAGAAAAAACAAGAAGAGGAUAAGAAGAACGAAGGAAAUAAAAGAGUAAUGGAGCAUAGAAGUAAUGAAUUUAAGGAUUUAGAUGAUGUAUCGAAUUAUUAUCACCAAAGAAGUAAAAAAUUAGACACCCAAAUGGCUCCCGCAGAAACAAAUCUUUUCAAAGACUGCGUAUUUUUCAUUUUAGGUUAUGUUGGGCGAGGUGAAUCAUCCAGAUAUGCUAUGACAAAAUUGAUUGAAAAAAAUGGAGGAAGAACUGUAAUGAUGGUUUGCACAUCUGUUACACACGUAAUUGCCGAACAUAUUUGUCAUAGUAAACGGAACCAGCUUGACAAAGCAAUAGAAAAAAGAAAAGUUGUCGUUGUCCGACCAGACUUCAUAUUUGACUGUGUUGCAAAGCAACAAAUAUUAGACCCAUCCCCAUAUUUUUCAUCAAAACAAAAAGCAGCUACUAUAACCAGUUUUUCAAAACAGAAUCAGAUAAUAAAGAAAAUAUCAAAAAAUCAUAA